GGCGAUAAAGGGAGAUUCUCGUGCUUUUAUACUCAUUUUUAUCACUUUUACGUAGGAAAUUGAAUAAGGGAGUUAUCUUACUGACUCUUAGAACUUCAACGAUAACUAUGGUGGACGACAAAGCAACAGCAAAAGACUUAGAAUCAUGGAUCGAGCAGCUUAUGGAAUGCAAACAGCUCAGCGAAACUCAAGUGAAAACGCUCUGCGAAAAGGCCAAAGAAAUUCUCAGCAAGGAAUCAAACGUACAAGAUGUGAAGUGUCCUGUGACAGUUUGUGGAGAUGUGCAUGGCCAGUUUCAUGAUCUUAUGGAACUGUUUAAAAUAGGAGGAAGGUCACCAGAUACCAAUUACUUAUUCAUGGGUGACUAUGUGGAUAGAGGAUAUUAUUCUGUAGAGACUGUUACUCUCUUGGUUACACUGAAGGUUCGUUUUCCUCAUAGAAUAACCAUUUUACGUGGAAACCACGAAAGUCGUCAGAUCACUCAAGUGUAUGGAUUUUACGAUGAAUGCCUCAGGAAAUAUGGGAAUGCAAAUGUUUGGAAAUACUUUACAGAUUUAUUUGACUACCUGCCAUUGACUGCUCUAGUUGAUUCACAGAUAUUUUGUCUUCACGGAGGUUUGUCGCCCUCCAUAGACACGCUGGACCACAUAAGGGCACUUGAUCGUAUCCAGGAAGUUCCCCAUGAGGGUCCAAUGUGCGACUUGUUGUGGAGUGAUCCAGAUGACAGGGGUGGCUGGGGUAUUUCACCACGGGGUGCUGGUUACACCUUUGGACAGGAUAUAUCAGAAACAUUCAAUCACACAAAUGGCCUUACUCUUAUUGCAAGAGCUCAUCAACUUGUAAUGGAGGGUUACAAUUGGUGUCAUGAUAGGAAUGUAGUAACAAUAUUUAGCGCUCCUAACUACUGCUACAGAUGUGGAAAUCAAGCUGCAAUCAUGGAGUUAGAUGAUGCACUUAAAUACUCCUUCUUACAAUUCGACCCAGCACCAAGACGAGGAGAGCCACAUGUUACUCGCAGAACACCCGACUACUUUUUGUGAUGAGCAGCUCUCUUGUGCUUGUUAAACCUUAGCAGUGUUAACUACAUGUUAUCUUUGUUCAUUACUGUAUGCCUUCCUUUGCUAUGAUGUGCAAGUUAUUCUAAAUUAUGUGCAUUAAUACCCAUCUUCCUACAUUGUAUAUUGUAACCAAGUGAGAAGAAUGUUUGCAUAAGAUUUGUGACUCUACAUGAGUUAGGGUCCCAUCAAAACCUAUUUUUGAGUUUGAAAGGUUAUUUCUUAACUGGAACAUUCUUUUAUCAGAAUCAUGGUUUUCUUAAGACAAUAAAAUGCUUAAUGGAGCCAUCAACUUUGCAAACAAACAUUGCCACUGAGAGAUAUGGUCACAGCAUAAACAGAAUAUUAAAUUAUAUCAGUACAUCAAUGUAAAUGCAUAUUAAGGAAAUAAUGCUCACUUGAGUAAAAUAAGACUGCAUCAUGGCAAUCAUUCAUUUGACACAACUGAAGUAACUUGACCUGUGAUCAGGUUCAACUUUCUGUGCUCUUGUUUUUCUUUUAUGUGGCUUCUAGUUUUAGUUUUGACUUCUGGGUUACUUAGUGCAGUGACAUUAUAGCCCGACCCCAGGCUAACACCAGCGUUUUUAAUCUUAAGAAGUAUAAUAAGUAGUUCUUCAGGAUUUAAAAAGACUGACUGUGAAUUGUAGAGUACAAGUCACAGUGGUUCAGGCUUUGAUUUAAAUCUGAAGAUAGUGAGACUACAAUGUCAAUGAAGUUUAGAGUAGAUCUUAGUGGUGUAUUUUAUCUCAGAUCAUUAAAAGACUGAACUGGA
This is a messenger RNA of Orbicella faveolata, 1827 nucleotides long. Its product is annotated as serine/threonine-protein phosphatase 2A catalytic subunit beta isoform. The record is from RefSeq and is a predicted model, not a curated record. Lineage: Eukaryota; Metazoa; Cnidaria; Anthozoa; Scleractinia; Merulinidae. Gene Ontology annotation, molecular function: protein serine/threonine phosphatase activity.